GUUGAAAGAGAAAUAGCUAUUAUGAAAUUAAUUGAACACCCACAUGUCCUAGGAUUAUAUGAUGUCUACGAAAACAAGAAAUAUCUGUACCUGGUGCUGGAACAUGUGUCUGGAGGGGAGCUUUUCGACUACCUCGUCAAGAAGGGAAGACUCACUCCCAAAGAGGCGAGGAGAUUCUUCAGACAAAUUAUAUCCGCCUUAGAUUUUUGUCAUAGUCAUUCUAUAUGUCACCGCGACCUCAAGCCCGAGAAUCUGCUCCUCGACGAGAAGAACAACAUCCGGAUCGCGGACUUCGGCAUGGCGUCGCUGCAGCCGGACGGGUCCAUGCUGGAGACGUCGUGCGGCUCGCCCCACUACGCCUGCCCCGAGGUCAUCCGGGGCGAGAAGUACGACGGGCGACGCGCCGACGUGUGGUCGUGUGGGGUCAUUCUGUACGCCCUCCUGGUUGGUGCUCUGCCCUUCGACGACGACAACCUCCGGCAGCUGUUGGAGAAGGUGAAGCGGGGCGUGUUCCACAUCCCUCACUUCGUGCCCCCGGACUGCCAAGACCUCCUGCGUGGCAUGAUCGAAGUCAACCCCGAAAAGAGACUCACGCUCGAAGAGAUCAACAAGCACGCGUGGGUGGUGGCCGGGGGCAAGGGCGAGCUGGAGUUAGAAAAGCCCAUGAUGGAGGUGGUGCAGACCCACAUCAUCCCCACCAAGGAGAGCAUCGACCCUGACGUCAUCAAGAACAUGGCGUCCCUCGGGUGCUUCAAGGACAAGGAAAAGGUGAUGUUGGAUCUCCUCGACCCGUGCCACAACACGGAGAAGGUCAUCUACUUCCUCCUGCUGGACCGGAAACGGCGGAAACCGGCGUGCGAGGACGAGAACGAGAUCAUCCACCGGUACCGGUCGGAGUCCGCCGACCCGCCGCGGAAGAGGGUCGACACCUGCUCCGUGAACGGCACCAUGUCCCACUUCGAGCGCCUGUCGGAGGGCUCGCCCAUCACGCCCCGCCGCAACAACAUGCCUCACCAGUCGUCGCACACGCUUCCCUGCAGCCGGCGCCGCUCGGGAAACAACAACAGCGGCAGCCACUCGCCUCUGCACUCGAACAACGUGACGCCGACGGCCUCCCCGGUGUCGUCGCCUCGCACCUCGGGACGGGGGCGGGACCGUGGCCACGAGCACUAGCAGCCACCAACAGUCCGGCAACAGCACCUCCGACGAGAGUAGCACGCCGUCUGCCCCAGGCUCCCCCUACUCGGCGCCAUAUUGGAAAUCUCGUCUCAACACCAUUAAGAAUUCAUUCCUAGGUUCCCCGCGCUUCCAUAGGAGGAAAUUACAAGUUCCGACAGACGAGGUGCACCUCACGCCGGAGUCGUCGCCGGAGCUCACGAAGAAGUCGUGGUUCGGGUCGUUGAUGAGCACUGAGAGGGACGAGACCUACACCAUCCUCGUGAAGGACAAGGCGCUGGCCACCGUCAAGGCCGACCUCAUCCACGCCUUCUUGUCGGUCGCUGAGCUAAGCCACAGCGUGACGUCGCCGAUGAGUUUCCGCGUGGAGUACAAGCGAGGCAGCACGGGGCCCGCGGUGUUCCAGAGACACGUGCGGUUCCAGGUGGACAUUACUCCAGUGUGUCCCCCUAAUGACCCCAACCCGCUCUACGCCAUUAACUUCAUUCUUCUCUCUGGUAUGAUGGGUAAUAUACGACGGUUUCGGCGAAUAUGUGAGCACAUCCAGUCGCAAGUGUGCAGUCGACGGCCGCCAGCAUCCCCUCGGGUCGGCCGGAAGUUCACCACGGAGCUGUCAGAGUCCUCGUCGUGUGGCUCAGACACGUCAGAGCGGCUGUCACCCUUCCCAGCAGGCAAACAGGUGCAGUGAGGCAGGCGUAUGCGCGAGGGCGUGAGAAGAUAUCCCUAAACAAUGAGUGCUUGAAGAUAAAGGCUGAAUGUUUGACAGGAUCAUGAGUUAGAGGCAUGAGGAGAUCUAAUGACAGGAGCCAAGGCCAAAUUAUGACUGGAGGCUUCAUCUCUCUCAAGAUUUUCAGUAAAAUGCAAUGAAAGUAAAA
Molecule: messenger RNA, 2051 nt
Organism: Penaeus monodon (black tiger shrimp)
Lineage: Eukaryota; Metazoa; Arthropoda; Malacostraca; Decapoda; Penaeidae
Product: serine/threonine-protein kinase BRSK2-like
Biological process (GO): microtubule cytoskeleton organization; intracellular signal transduction; protein phosphorylation
Cellular component (GO): cytoplasm
Molecular function (GO): protein serine/threonine kinase activity; tau-protein kinase activity; ATP binding
Source: RefSeq, a predicted model, not a curated record